CAAGCAAUAAAAUAAUUUGCAAACUCUCUCUCUACUACAUCCUUCAUCAAUCUCCAAAUUUCUCAAAACCCUAUUCUCACAAACUCAACAACAAAGCGAGCUUUAGGAUAUAUACUUAUUACAAAAAGAAGAGGGACAUUAUUCUUGUGUAUGGAAACCAUUGUUUCUACACUCAUUUAUAUACUCAUCUUCUUAUCAGCACUUUCUUAUUACCUCUCCAAGAAGCAAGAGAGAAAACACAAAGCAAAACAACAACAACAACAACCAAAACUGCCUCCUGGUUCCAUGGGAUGGCCGGUUAUCGGAGAAACUCUCCAAUUGUACUCCCAAGACCCUAAUGUUUUCUUCGCCAAGAAACAAAAGAGAUAUGGAGAUGUGUUCAAGACGAAUAUAUUAGGGUGCCCAUGUAUCAUGCUGGCUAGCCCGGAAGCAGCCCGGUUCGUUUUAGUCACUCAUUCUCACUUGUUUAAACCGACGUAUCCGAAGAGCAAAGAGAUUAUGAUCGGGCCAUGGGCUUUGUUUUUUCACGAAGGAAGAUACCAUACUAAUUUGAGGAAGCUUGUUCACAGCUCCUUGUCUCCAGAUGUUCUUCGAAAACUGGUGCCGGAUAUUGAAGCUGUAGUCAUUUCAAGAAUUGAAGCCAUGGCUUCUGGUUCGGCCAUCAAUACUUUCCACGAGAUGAAAAAGUUAUCUUUUGAAGUGGGCAUUCUUACUAUAUUCGGUCGCUUAGAAUCCAAACACAAAGACGAGCUCAAGAAGAACUAUUUGAUCGUGGAUAAAGGGUACAAUUCUUUCCCGACUAACUUACCCGGAACCGCAUACCGGAGAGCUCUUAAGGCUAGGAAGAGGUUGAAUGAGAUAAUAAGGGAAAUCAUAAAGGAGAGAAGGGAGAAAAAGGUGAUGGAUAAAGAUCUAUUGGGUCAUUUGCUAAACUUCAAAGAUGAGAGGAACCAAACAUUGACUGAGGAUCAAAUAGCGGACAAUAUCAUUGGAGUUUUGUUUGCAGCUCAAGACACAACAGCCAGUGUCCUCACUUGGAUUCUUAAAUAUCUCCACGAUGACCCCAAACUCUUAGAAUCCGUUAAAAUGGAGCAGAAGGCAAUUUACGACUCAAAUGGCGAAGGGAAGCUGCCAUUGACAUGGGCUCAAACAAGAAAUAUGCCAGUGACCCAUAAGGUUAUUUUGGAGAGCUUGAGAAUGGCUAGCAUCAUCUCCUUCACGUUUAGAGAAGCUGUGGUUGACGUUGAGUAUGAUGGAUUUCUUAUACCAAAAGGGUGGAAGGUGAUGCCAUUAUUUAGAAUCAUCCAUCACAAUCCCGAAUAUUUCAUGGACCCCAAAAGUUUUGAUCCUUCUAGGUUUGAGGUUGCUCCGAAACCCAAUACGUUUAUGCCAUUCGGAGGUGGAGCCCAUGCAUGUCCAGGAAAUGAGCUUGCGAAGCUGGAAAUGUUGAUUAUGAUCCACCAUUUGGUCACCAAGUAUAGGUGGGAAGUGAUCGGAUCUAAAAAUGACGUACAAUAUAGCCCAUUUCCAGUCCCUCGGGAUGGACUACCUGCAAAGUUUUACAAAAAUCCUGCCAGCCCAUAAUUAGCUCUUAAUUUAGGUGAAAAGUAUAGAAGACCUAAAGCAAGUUAGCGGGGGAAAAAGGUAGCAAAAUAUACAGCACGGGCCACAGAGCAAUAUUCCCUGAAUUUUUGACAAAGGGGAUCCGAUCGAGUUCUGAAAGGCAUAAAUUCGUGGCAGAUGUAUUCAUCCAUUGAACAUAUGUUUUCAUUAAAUUAUUAAGAUAGAAUGAACAUCAUAGUAUAUAUAUGUGUGUAUUUCCUUCGCGAAAGGAAAUAACUAUCAAAUGUAUUAAUAAAAUUAGAGCACAUUAAAGAUUGUGGAUCGAUGCAUCAUGAUUUUGUUUAGAUCAUGUAUAUUUAUAGGCCGGCAAAGGUUUCACUAUGAUUAUUAGAGAGCGACGGACACAAAAUAUAAUUGCAUUAUUUUUAUACGGGCAAAAACCGGGUACAAAUGUAUUCUGCCUUUUGAAAUAUUUAAAAAGAUGAAUAAAGACGCAUGUUAUUAGAG
This is a messenger RNA of Oldenlandia corymbosa var. corymbosa, 2070 nucleotides long. NCBI's taxonomy places the organism in Eukaryota, Viridiplantae, Streptophyta, Magnoliopsida, Gentianales, Rubiaceae. The record is from the annotation of a GenBank genome assembly.